AUGGCUUUGUCUUCCAUAUUUGGAGGCGGAUCGCCCUCACAACAACAGCCCGUGGCCAGCGGUUCUGCUACUGGGGUGUCCGUGAAGGAACAACUCAAGACUCAAAUCGCCCAAGAACUUGCCAUUGCAAAUGCCAGUGAGCUCGUUAACAAAGUGACCGAGAAUUGUUUCGAAAAGUGCUUACAGAGUCCCUAUACGAGCGCACAGGAGGGCUGUGUCGACCAGUGCCUUGCAAAAUACAUGCGAAGCUGGAACGUGAUUUCUAAAGCGUACGUGGGCCGCAUCCAACAGGCAUCCACCUCGGGCGAGAUUUAA
Messenger RNA from Lachancea mirantina, 315 nucleotides. The record is from the annotation of a GenBank genome assembly. NCBI's taxonomy places the organism in Eukaryota, Fungi, Ascomycota, Saccharomycetes, Saccharomycetales, Saccharomycetaceae.